Orussus abietinus is the source of this 5463-nucleotide messenger RNA. RefSeq names its product zinc finger protein OZF-like. Lineage: Eukaryota; Metazoa; Arthropoda; Insecta; Hymenoptera; Orussidae. Bases 882 to 2519 code for a protein of 545 amino acids. Gene Ontology annotation, biological process: regulation of transcription by RNA polymerase II. Gene Ontology annotation, cellular component: nucleus. Gene Ontology annotation, molecular function: RNA polymerase II cis-regulatory region sequence-specific DNA binding; DNA-binding transcription activator activity, RNA polymerase II-specific. The record is from RefSeq and is a predicted model, not a curated record. The transcript has 8 exons.
GCUGCGCUCACGGCGAGGCUUGGGAGAGCGCUCUCACGAAAGGGAGAGAAACGCGGCGCGUUCGGCAGUCCUUCCCGCGAGUUCUUCUUUGCGUCCCCUUUCUUCCGCCCCGUCGCCAUCGUCCUCGUCGCGCCCGUAAUGGCGACCCCUCGCAGUCCCUCCGCGGCGUCGCGAGGUGCCUGCUGCUAACGCGCCGUGCCCGCGGACCUGUGAGAGAGAAAGACGGAGGGACGGAGUGUGCUCGCCGUAGGCCGCGCGUCCGCGCCGCCCCGCAGCGCCCCGACGCUCGGUCGCCGAGUCGAUCGGCCCGGAGCGCCGGUUCAUAUAUGCCGCCGAGGCAGCCGACAACCCGCAGCGAGCCGCCCCCCGGCCGAGGAGAGUCGUCGAGGUCGUCCUGCGAACCCGUCCCUAGGUAACGAGGAAGACGUCGACGAGAACUCCAGGAGGGACCCCAGCCACGCGGGAACGUUCCUCACUCUUCCUCCGGACGAUGGCCUUCCUCGUCGCUUCCUCCUCCACCUUUCUCCGAGCUCGACGGGUUUUGGCCUGCCGACACCUUUGUCAAUAGUCCUCUGGAGAAAGUCUACAGGAGCAGUAUCCGAAAGCACGGUUAAGUUGACGUCCAAUUUCAAGCUGGAAGAAGCUUUAGUGUGAAUUCUACCUAAGUCCAGCCGAAAGCAGAUUGUGUUCUUUUCUGCGGUUCCUGCUGAAUUCAUCACGGUUUCUGGAUGCAGUGGAAAUACUCCAUUUGGAAGAUGGCUCGAUUAGGGGCCACCUGUGUUGCUUCAUCGUCGAGUCAUCGAUUCUUGAGGUGUCCUGAUUAUCGGGUCUAGACGGGAGCAAUUUUGAAACUAGGAAAGGAAAUAUCACGUCAGGUGACGAUGUUCGACCCGCAACAACUUCAGCAGCAGCAGGCUGCUCAGGGCCAACAAUCUCAGCAGCAGCAGUCGCAACAGAUGUACGUUACGGAGAAAAAAGAGGACAAGUCGCAGCAGCAAUCUGCGGCGACCGAGUUCCCCUUCUACUACAAUGUCAACAUGCUCCAGAAGGUUCAGACUAACGCGGUGAGCACAAUUGGUGCGAUCACUACCGACGACAAGGGUUGCUACCGAUUCGAUGUGCAACCUGUCGGUUAUAACACAUUACUGAACCAGAUGAGCAUAGCUGCAGCGACGAAUGCGACCUACAAGUGCGACAUUUGCGGCUUGGUAUUCGGCCACAUGAGCCUGCUCAAUCACCACAAGAGGAUUCACAAUACGACGCCAAGCAAUCUGCAGCAGCAGCCCCAGCAAGUCGUCGUACAGACACCGACGACAGUGACUGUCGCCACCACGCCGGAGCGACCUUACACGUGCGACGUGUGCGGGGCGUGCUUCGCGUUACCGGGCGAGUUGAAGAGCCACAAGACUAAUAUGCACCAGAAACCGAAGGUGCAAAUCUGCGAGGACUGUGGCAGUGAGGAUCCCUGUGAGCACCACCCCACCAAGGUCAAAAAGACUAUUAAACCUGGUCACCACCCAGUGAAACGACGGGGCGUCACCAGCGUCACCAAGUGUCACAAGUGCAACGGCACGGGCAUCAUUUUCAUUGGUAAACACGACGAAAAACUAGAUUCCGGAAUCAGUUCCCUUGCGAAGUGCGGUGGCUGCAAGGCGACCGGCCGCAUCAUCAUAGGAAGCGGCAAGCAAAACAGUCAGAACCAGCAAGAGAAGCCCUUUCACUGUAACGUUUGCGACGGCACGUUUUCACGGUACUCGUCGCUCUGGUCUCACAAGAGACUUCACUCCGGGGAUAAGCCGUUCAAAUGCGAGGUCUGCGGUCUGGCCUUUGCCAAGGCGGCCUACCUGAAGAACCACGGGCGCGUCCACACGGGCGAGAAGCCCUUCAAGUGCAGCGUCUGCGGUAUGCAGUUCUCGCAGAGCCCCCACCUGAAGAACCACGAGCGGAUCCACUCCGGGGAGCGGCCGUACCAGUGCGAGGUCUGCGAGAAGACCUUCGCGAGGCACUCCACCCUCUGGAACCACCGGAGGAUCCACACCGGGGAAAAGCCCUACCGCUGCAACAUCUGCGGAUCCGCGUUCAACCAGGCGACCCACCUCAAGAACCACGCCAAGGUGCACACCGGGGAAAAGCCUCACAGAUGCGACAUCUGCGAGAUCGGCUUCUCGGACCGGUUCGCCCUGAAGCGCCACCGCGCCAUCCACGAGAAGUACGGGCAGACGGCGCGAAGUCAGAACGCCAACAGCGCUAGUAACGCUCAACAAGCGAACACGAGUAACCAGCAGCAGCAGCAACAGCAGCAGCAACAACAGCAGCAGCAGCAGCAGCAACAGCAGCAGCAGCAGCAGCAACAGCAACAACAGCAGCAGCAGCAGCAGCAGCCCCCACAACCGCAGCAAGCGCAACAAGUGGUCGUCGUGAACGCAACGACCCCGGUUACCGUUAGCCAGGGUCAGGGUCAGGCGGUGAUGCUCGAAGAGGUCUACAAAUGCCAGGUGGCCUUCCCCGAGCCCAAAUGAUUCGGCUAAGGGGACGCUCGCGCAUCUCGCCACUCGGUUGCGAUUCGACUUUCUACGAUUUACUUUCGAUUCGGCGAUAAGGAACCGCGGCCUGGCAGACCCUCUUCCCCUGGACGCCGUGGACCCCCCAGGGAGGGAUACCUGUUGGUCUUCUUCCUCUUCAAGGUGCUCUUCGCGUUCCUGAGGUUUGAGGAGACGCUCGCGGAUGAGGCGCCUGGAGGUUGCUCGACUCGUUUGCGAGGGUCUCCCCGGGUUGAUGGAAUGUGAGAACCUCCUCUUCGAGGUCUCCGGAGGAAGGACCUUGGGAAAGGAAGAUUCUUCCUCGUGCUUCCUUUUUUUUUUCCUCGCUUCGCCUCGUCGACCGAAGUCUACGAGGGCCGGUGCACGCAUUUCGGGUACUUGGGGGCUUGAUCAUUCGCAGACCGGGGAACGUGUCCUCGCGUUGUAUCCGUUCCUUCGUAGGGAUCGUUCGUUCUACAAAAGACGGUGCAAUAUUUUUUAAUCGAGAACGAACGGUCGACCUGGACGGAGGCCUUGAAGAGCUCUUCGUCUGCGUGGUCGCGCUUCUGAUGGAGAUAACGAAGGUGGAGAAGAGGACGUUCCUGGGGUCCAUCUUUUCCGUCCGGUCGUCACGUGGAACGCCGAUUUUGACGCCGGUGCAGCGGGCCGAUGCGUCGACGGUGGCGCCGCGAGUACUCGAAGAAGGGAACUAAACGGAGGAAGAAGGCCGGGAAUAUCGACGGGCAGACUAAUCUGUUUUAUAAUUUUAAGCUCGAACCUUAUGAGAGUAUCAGUUACUAUAUCUAGGCGAUAGUUUGUAACGGCGUUAGCUGACUAGGUCGUAACGUGUAUACAUUAAUUUUUAUAUCUCUCCCACUUGUUAGAUGUGUGACGACGCACCGAUUGAAGCGCCGCGCGAAAUCGGCUCUCGGCGUUUUGACGAAAGAAAGAAGAAAAAGGGGCGCAGGUCCGAUCGGGAAACCCUUGAAAUAUCGUCACGUGGAAAAAGAAAACGAAAAGAUGUCAUCGAACCUAUGGAAAUGUUUCUUUGAACGGUGCCUAAGGAGUAUUUCCUUAAUUCCAGGAUCCGAUUAUCCAAUUUAUUCGAGUUUGAGUGAAAUAAUUGUUAAUUGAAUUUAGGAAAUGUUUCUUUGGUACCGUUCGAUGAGAUAUUGGUUUAGUGACAUUUUUUUUUUUAUCUCGCAUGCGAUCUGCUGCGGGAUUCUCUCCGUCUGCGGCCGUGAUGCGGAUGCGCGAUUUCCUCCAGGCGAAGGGAACGAAUUGAUUUUCUUCCGACAAUCCGGGACCCUCUGGGAGUUAAUUAUGUCGCGUUGAAUUUUGUUUUUGACGCUUGGAUGUGCUUUGGAAGAAAAAAAAAUAGCUUUGUGGCACCUGAGGGAUCCAUCGUUCGUGAAACUUUUCCCCCGAACUGGGUGCACCGAUUCGUUUCAAACUUUACUACGUGAACGUGGUGGCUGUGAGGAAGGUCCCGAGAGACCCGUGAAAUGUUCAUACUUUGGCGAAAAAUAUCUGAAAAUGUUCCCGUUUCUCCGUAUUAUCAUCGAUCGCUCUUCUUUCCCGUUUUUCAUCUCCGACUCCAUUUUUCUUUGAGCCCUUUCCUUGGAACUUCUCGGUGGCGUUGUGGAGGCCUGUUCGUCGUUUCGUUCCGCCACCCCGGGUGUAACCCUGUAAAAUAGAUGCGCGCGAUUACGUUUAAUUCUUACGUUUACGUGGUCAUAAUACCUGCUACAGUAUUUCGGAUUAGAUUAGAAACCUCUGUCGGCGUCCAUUGACCGUGGGUCGUUGCGUUUAUUCACCGGCGAUACGAUUUCCCUUUAGAUGGCUGUCACGCGUUACGAUAAAUCGCUGCGAUUUGUAACCCGCCCUCUCGAGUCCUAUGGCGUCCUGUUAAGUCUGUACAGAUUUAUAGAGCGAUUUUUCUUGAUAUCGCUACACGCGUUACGAUAAAUCGCUGCGAUUUGUGAUCCGUCGUGUCUGGUUCCAUGGCGUCCCGUUGAAUCUGUACAGAUUUAUUGUGCGAUUUAUCGCGACGAUUUAGUAAGCGAUUUAGUGAGCUUCCCGAAAGCCGCGACAUAUUUUUCAACGAUGUGGUAGAAAAUUCGCGAAAACGCGAGAGUUUAUGCAAAUUCGUUCCAGUUCCAUGGGACGGGUAUUUUCUUUUCGACCUUUCGAAAUCGGCAGAAGAGGAGGAAUGGGAAAUAAAUGGAAAACUUGCUCCGACAAUGCUUAGUCCGGUAAAUCUCGGAUUUUCGUAUCCUUAGUCGCUCCUGAAAAUGUCGUAAAGAGAGGAAAUAAAAGCCGGGGGAAAUCCGCGAAGUCCUUGGUCCUUCUCACGAGCACGUCGAAGCUUUUACAUGUAUACAUAGUGUACCUACGUUAAGGGAUGUUUAUAAUUUCUCCUUUCACUUCGUUCCCUUCUUUAUUUCCUUUCCGUCUUCGGACGCGAAGCAGCGAAUGCGUGGAAAGUGAGAGAAACUCGAGAAAGUGAUAUAACUGCGUGCGAGAAUGCGUAUAAAUAAUUGAAUUAUCGGUCGAUCAGUUAUAAUUGUAAGUAAGCCCGUAAAGAGAAUGAAUUACCAGAGGCAAAAGCUCGGAACGUCGAAUUUUAUAUAUGAAAACGUCGCGACCGCAUAGAAUCGAUUUUCCAGAUUUUAAAUACGAACAAUAAGGGGAGAAUGAACCCGCCGUAAAACUCGUCCCUCGAUGAUUCAAGAUUUUUUCUACCUGGUUUGUAAGAAAUGACGAAUAGGGUAUAUAUGUAUACAUAAAUAUGUGUAUAACAAGAGCACGCCUGCGAUCGUCGGUUUUUCUAUCGUCUCAACAGGGCCUUGUAAGAAUCACAAGCGAUUUUCAGUAUGUAAAAGAGGUUCGUAAGGGAUAGGAACAUGUACAUAUGGAAUGAACGUCAAACUAAUAAACUGCU